This is a messenger RNA of Arthroderma uncinatum, 996 nucleotides long. RefSeq lists its product as uncharacterized. Gene Ontology annotation, biological process: secondary metabolic process. The coding region runs from base 1 to 996 and encodes 331 amino acids. The record is from RefSeq and is a predicted model, not a curated record. The transcript has a single exon. NCBI's taxonomy places the organism in Eukaryota, Fungi, Ascomycota, Eurotiomycetes, Onygenales, Arthrodermataceae.
AUGGUUUCUUAUAAAGAAAUAAAAGCGUCCAACGCACUCAUAAACGAUACAAACGCCCCACGCGUGGCCGUCUUCGUCGGCGGUACAUCCGGUAUUGGAAAGUUCACGGUCACGGCCCUGGUCGCUACAGAUGCAAGCGUGAGGGUCUACCUAGUUGGCCGCAAGAGCUCUGAAGAGCAUACGCGUAUUUUCAUCCAGGAGUUGCAUACCAUCAACCCAAAGGCAGAAGUCAUUUGGAUCGAGGGCGAGGUCGCGCUCCUCGCGGAAACUAAGAGAGUAUGCGAAGUUAUCAAAAGUAAGGAGUCACACGUGGACUUACUAUUCCUUACUGCGGGCUAUGCACCAUUCGGCACACGUAAGGAGACCGCCGAGGGCAUAGAAGUCGCCCAGAGCCUGGAGUACUACUCCCGAAUGCUCUUCAUUUUACAUCUUCUCCCCCUCCUGGGCGAAGCAGAAGCUCCCAGAGUCAUCAGUGUUUUGGGUGGUGGAUUGGAGCGGACAACUAUCGACUUAGACGACUUGGACCUAAAGAAGCCUGGGAAUUUUAGCGGCAUCCAGGCUCAGACGCAAUACAUACCUAUGAACUCCAUGACUCUAGAGAAGAUUGCAAACGACAAUACCAAUGUGACGUUCAUCCACUCUUGGCCUGGAUCGGUCAACACUGGAAAUGUAAGAAGGGGUUUAGAGCCGAAUUCGAUCUUGGCCUGGUUCAUCUGGCUUAUCCUUGAGCCCCUUAUUACCCUAUUUAGUUUUAGCGACGAGGAGUCUGGACAAAGACAUUUAUUCCAAUGCACCAGCGCUGCUUUUGGCGGCCGUGGCGUACCGUGGCAUGGCCCACCAGGUAUAAAUUCGCAGGAGCAGCCAGAGAAUGGAUUGUUUCUCGUCAAUCGCAAGUGCAGCUGUACUCCAAAUGCGAAGGCUAUGCACUUGCUUCGAGAGAAAGCGCAGGGGAAAAUUUGGGAUCAUACACAGGAAGUUCUCAGGCCAUAUUUGUAG